Messenger RNA from Terrapene triunguis (Three-toed box turtle), 7151 nucleotides. It is a transcript of the gene GBF1, whose product is annotated as golgi brefeldin A resistant guanine nucleotide exchange factor 1. NCBI's taxonomy places the organism in Eukaryota, Metazoa, Chordata, Testudines, Emydidae. Gene Ontology annotation, biological process: regulation of ARF protein signal transduction. The record is from RefSeq and is a predicted model, not a curated record. The transcript has 40 exons. The coding region runs from base 175 to 5817 and encodes 1880 amino acids. Gene Ontology annotation, molecular function: guanyl-nucleotide exchange factor activity.
CGCAGCCGGUCCCUCUUGCUUGUCCCCCACUGGCCUUUGCUCUGUCUCGGCCCCGCGCGCAGCCCUCGGCCGGCCGGAAUCGCUGCUCCGCGGUCGCCUCCCUCGCAGCGCCGCGCGCCGGCUCGAUAUGUGAAGCAGCCGCCGGUCCGCUAGCAACAGGCGCCGCCAUUUUGGAUGCGGGGGACUGUCAGGAUGGUGGAUAAGAAUAUUUACAUUGUCCAAGGUGAAAUCAAUACAGUGGUGGGUGCCAUAAAACGCAAUGCUCGAUGGAAUACUCACACGCAUUUGGAUGAAGAACGGGAUCCUCUGCUGCACAGCUUCAGUUUAUUGAAAGAAGUGCUAAAUAACAUAACCGAGCUUUCGGAAAUUGAACCCAAUGUCUUUCUCCGACCCUUCCUGGAAGUAAUCCGUUCUGAAGACACUACAGGUCCCAUCACUGGGUUGGCCCUGACAUCUGUGAACAAGUUCCUCUCAUACGCAUUAAUAGAUCCCAGCCAUGAGGGCACAGCUGAGGGAAUGGAGAACAUGGCGGACGCCGUCACGCAUGCCCGAUUUGUGGGCACGGAUCCGGCAAGCGAUGAGGUUGUCUUGAUGAAAAUCCUGCAGGUUUUGAGGACCCUGCUGCUCACUCCAGUGGGAGCCCAUCUCACCAAUGAGUCAGUGUGUGAGAUCAUGCAGUCCUGCUUCCGUAUAUGUUUUGAAAUGAGGCUCAGCGAGUUAUUGAGAAAAUCUGCAGAGCACACUCUGGUCGACAUGGUGCAGCUGCUCUUCACAAGAUUGCCUCACUUUAAGGAAGAGCCUAAAAGCUAUGUGGGGGCUAACAUGAAGAAGCUGAAAAUGAGAGCAGGAGGAAUGAGUGAUUCAUCUAAAUGGAAAAAACAGAAGAGAUCCCCAAGGCCCCCUCGCCAUGCAACCAAGGUCUCUCCAGGGACAGAGCAACCAGCCACCAAUGGUACUGUUAUGCCCAGUAACAUCACAGAUGGAGUUACUUUUAUUGAUGCUCCUUCUCCCAUCUCAUCUGGAAAUUCAGAAAACACCUCCUCUGCAGUCAGUCCUGCUACAGACAGUGGCUUGGAGUUGUCCUCCCAAACCACCUCCAAGGAAGAUCUUACAGACUUGGACCAGGUCAACUCUCUGGGAUUUAGUGCAGCAAUACCUUCAAGUGAGCCCAGUGCCACUGAGCAUCCACACCAGCCUGAACCCCAGAAUGAAGGUCUCAGGGUGGAGAAGACCCAGUCAGCCUCAGUAGAGUCUAUCCCAGAGGUGCUAGAAGAGUGCACAUCUGUGACAGAACAUUCUGACUCUGCCUCUGUUCAUGACAUGGACUAUGUCAAUCCCCGAGGAGUACGUUUUACACAGUCCUCCCAAAAAGAAGGAAUAGCGCUGGUCCCCUACGGCCUGCCUUGUAUCCGAGAGCUGUUCCGCUUCCUCAUCUCCCUCACUAAUCCACAUGACCGCCACAACUCGGAGGUGAUGAUCCACAUGGGGCUGCAGCUGCUCACUGUUGCUCUGGAGUCUGCCCCUGUUGCAAACUGCCAGUCUCUGCUGGGGCUUUUGAAAGAUGAGUUGUGCCGGCACCUUUUUCAACUGCUGAGUGUGGAGCGGCUCAAUCUGUAUGCAGCCUCCCUCAGGGUAUGCUUCCUUCUCUUCGAGAGCAUGAGAGAGCACCUGAAGUUCCAACUGGAGAUGUACAUAAAGAAGCUGAUGGAGAUCAUCACUGUGGAGAACCCCAAGAUGCCCUAUGAGAUGAAGGAGAUGGCCCUGGAGGCCAUUGUUCAGCUGUGGAGAAUCCCCAGCUUUGUCACUGAGCUUUAUAUAAACUAUGACUGUGACUACUACUGCUCUAACCUCUUUGAGGACCUCACCAAACUGCUCUCCAAGAAUGCCUUUCCAGUUUCUGGACAACUUUACACUACUCACCUGCUGUCUCUUGAAGCAUUGCUGACAGUGAUUGAUAGCACUGAAGCACACUGCCAAGCCAAAGUGCUGAGCAACAUCCACCAACAGGAGAAGGAAGUGGUCAAACCCAGCACAGAAACUGCCAGUAGCACCAAAGAACCAAGCAACAACAAUGAGAGAGUGCUGAGUGAAGGGAAACCUCCCAGUGUGGUCACGGAGCUGUCCGGGGCAUGCCCGCCCACCAGUGGGUGUCUUAUGGCUGACCAGAUGAAGCAGGGCUGCCAGGAUUUGGAGGGAGGAAGUGAUGCAGCUGAGAAGAACAUCCCCAGGAAGCCUACUCGGUUUUCCUGCCUCCUGCCCAGAACUCAGGAACUGAUGGAAAUUAAGAGCAAAAAGAAGCUCCUGAUAACUGGCACAGAGCAGUUCAACCAGAAGCCAAGGAAAGGGAUACAGUUUCUGCAGGAGAAGAACCUUCUGGCCAUCCCCAUGGACAACAAUGAGGUGGCCCAGUGGCUGCGAGAAAAUCCUCGGCUAGACAAGAAGAUGAUUGGGGAGUUUGUGAGUGACCGUAAGAACAUAGACUUGCUGGAGAGCUUUGUGGGGACUUUCAAUUUCCAAGGCUUAAGACUGGAUGAAGCAUUACGGCUUUACCUAGAAGCAUUUCGCUUACCAGGAGAGGCGCCGGUGAUUCAUAGGCUAUUGGAAGCCUUCACAGAACAUUGGCGGAAAUCAAAUGGCUCUCCAUUUGCUAAUAGUGACGCCUGCUUUGCCCUGGCCUACGCAGUUAUUAUGCUGAACACUGACCAGCAUAACCAUAAUGUCCGCAAGCAGAAUGUUCCAAUGACCCUAGAGGAAUUCCGGAAGAACUUGAAGGGGGUGAAUGGAGGCAAAGACUUUGAACAGGACAUACUGGAGGACAUGUACCAUGCCAUCAAAAAUGACGAAAUAGUGAUGCCAGAAGAGCAGACGGGCCUGGUGAAGGAAAACUACAUAUGGAAUGUACUGCUGCAUCGUGGUGCCACUGAUGAAGGCAUCUUCCUGCACGUGCCUCCUGGAAGCUACGAUCAUGAUCUCUUCACCAUGACUUGGGGCCCCACCAUUGCAGCCCUAUCCUACGUUUUUGACAAGAGCUUAGAUGAAACAAUCAUCCAGAAGGCUAUCUCUGGCUUCAGGAAAUGUGCAAUGAUUUCUGCACACUAUGGCCUGAGUGAUGUGUUUGACAAUCUCAUAAUUUCUCUCUGCAAGUUUACUGCCCUCAGCAGCGAGUCUAUCGAGAAUUUGCCCAGUGUUUUUGGAAGUAAUCCCAAGGCCCACAUCGCAGCAAAGACUGUGUUUCACUUGGCACAUCGCCAUGGCGACAUUCUGCGGGAGGGCUGGAAAAACAUCAUGGAGGCCAUGCUGCAGCUUUUCCGAGCAGAGCUGCUGCCCAAGGCCAUGGUGGAGGUUGAAGACUUUGUGGAUCCCAAUGGCAAGAUCUCUCUGCAGCGGGAAGAGACCCCAUCUAACCGCGGUGAAUCCACAGUGCUGAGCUUUGUUAGCUGGCUCACCCUCAGCGGUACAGAACAAUCUGGUAUGAGGGGGCCAUCUACAGAGAACCAGGAGGCAAAGCGAAUGGCUCUGGAGUGCAUCAAGCAAUGUGACCCCGAGAAGCUGAUCACUGAAAGCAAGUUCCUCCAGCUGGAGUCCCUCCAGGAGCUCAUGAAGGCUCUGAUCUCCGUAACUCCUGAUGAGGAGACAUAUGAUGAGGAGGACGCUGCUUUCUGCUUGGAGAUGCUGCUGAGGAUUGUGCUGGAGAAUAGGGACCGUGUGGGAUGUGUCUGGCAGGCAGUGCGAGACCACCUCUAUCACCUGUGCGUCCAUGCUCUGGAGUUCUGCUUCCUAGUGGAAAGAGCGGUGGUAGGGCUGCUCAGGCUGGCCAUUCGGCUCCUGCGCCGGGAGGAGAUCAGUGCCCAGGUUCUCCUCUCGCUCCGUAUCCUGCUAAUGAUGAAGCCCAGCAUGCUGUCCAGAGUUAGCCACCAGGUUGCCUAUGGCCUCCACGAGCUCCUGAAGACCAAUGCUGCUAACAUCCACUCCGGGGAUGACUGGUACACACUCUUCACCCUCCUGGAGUGUAUCGGGUCAGGGGUGAAACCGCCCCCAGCCCUGCAGGUUACAGCAAGGGCAGAUAAUGACACAGGUGCUCAGUCUGACAGUGAGAUCUCCUUGUCCUACCACCCGAGUGAUGUCAGCCUGGACCGUGGCUACACCUCUGAUUCUGAGGUAUAUGCUGAUCACAGCAAGCAAGGCAAGAUGCAUCGCUCCGUGACUGACGUGGAUGUGGUGAACAGCGGCUGGCUGGUGGUUGGCAAGGACGACAUUGACAGCCCCAAACCCAUGGCUGGGCUCAGCAGGCAGGGUCCAUCUCCUCUCGUGAACCAGUAUAGCCUGACUGUGGGUCUGGACCUGGGCCCACACGACACCAAAUCUCUCAUGAAGUGCGUGGAGUCCCUGUCCUUCAUUGUGCGAGAUGCUGCUCAUGUCACUCCAGAGAACUUCGAGCUCUGCGUCAAAACCAUCCGCAUCUUUGUAGAGGCGAGUUUGAAUGGAGGGUACAAGUCCCAGGAGAAGCGGGCGAAGAGCCAUAAGUAUGACGGUAAAGCCAACCGGUUCAAGAAGAAGCCAAAAGAGAACUCGCUGAGGCGCUCGCGGGCCUCGAGCCAGCACCAGAGCCACUCCCACAGCGAUGAGGAGGAUGACGAGAGUGUUCCGGCCAGCUACCACACUGUGUCUUUACAGUUGCUGGACCUCAUGCACACCCUCCACACACGAGCUGCCACCAUCUACAGCUCCUGGGCAGAGGAGCAGCGCCACCUGGAGGCCGCAGGGAAGAAAAUCGAAGCAGACUCUCAAACACUGUGGUCCAACUGCUGGUGCCCCUUGCUGCAGGGUAUCGCCUGGCUGUGCUGUGAUGCCCGGCGCCAGGUGCGGAUGCAGGCGCUCACCUACCUGCAGCGGGCUCUCCUUGUGCAUGACCUGCAGGCGCUGGAUGCUCUGGAGUGGGAGUCCUGCUUCAAUAAGGUGCUGUUCCCUCUGCUGACCAAACUGCUGGAGAACGUCAGUCCAGCUGAUGUUGGUGGGAUGGAAGAGACCAGAAUGAGAGCCUCGACACUGCUCUCCAAGGUGUUCCUGCAGCAUCUCUCCCCGCUGCUCUCCUUGACAACGUUCGCUGCUCUGUGGCUGACGAUCCUGGACUUCAUGGACAAAUACAUGCAUGCAGGCUCCAGCGACUUACUGCUAGAGGCCAUCCCAGAGUCUCUGAAGAACAUGCUGCUUGUGAUGGACACGGCUGGAAUAUUCCACAGUGCUGAUUCACGCACAGGGUACUCGGACCUCUGGGAGAUCACUUGGGAGCGGAUAGAUUGCUUCCUGCCCAGACUGCGUGAUGAGCUCUUCAAACAGACAGUCAUCCAGGAACCUGUCCCCAGUGUGCCAACAGAGCCACAUCCUCAGAAACCAGUGGCCCCUGCCCUGCCUGCUUCUGCCGCCCACCUAGCACCCUUGGAGAAGUCCUCUGAGCUGGGUGCCAGUGGUGAGUCUCCUGGUUACUUGGGAGAGGGUUUAAUACAAAGAAUUGUUCUCUUCAUUCCUUUCACAGGCUCUGAAAGAGCCCCAGGCCCCGGCCCAGCCAUCAGAGGCGCCUCUGGCUCCCCUCUCUCUGCGGUGGCAUCAGUGAAGAUGAGCCCCGUCACAGAUGUACCUCCUCAUAUGGCGCAGUCACCACUGAUCCUGCAGCCUCUCGCCUCCCCCCUGCAGGUCGGGGUGCCGCCUAUGACUCUGCCAAUCAUUCUCAACCCUGCCCUGAUUGAGGCCACUUCCCCAGUUCCCCUCCUGGCCACUGCACGGCCCACCGAUCCCAUGACAACCUCUGAAGUCAACUAGAGUGAGGGGGCUCGAGGAUGGCUUGCUGAGGAAGUGCUGCAGGUGGAGGACACCGGCUAGAUCCUCCCUGGUAGUUGCCACCUUUACUGUAGAGGAUGGUAACUUGAGCAGAAGGGCAGCAGGGUGUUUGGCAGGGCAACUGCUAAAAUCUCCCUGGAGCGUGUCGGCCUCUGCUCCCUUCUCAUGGCUACUGCUCAGGAGUCACUGGCUCCCUUCCUUGGAGGGGGAGCUCAGUGCCACUGACCACCACUGACCACCUCCUUGCCUUUGCAAUCUCAGGGGCCAGGCAGCCACCUUUACCCAGCAGCCUGUGACCAAGCCACUGCUGUUAGCAGGUGAAGAGGGAAGCUCCGUGCUGUGGGAGCAGAGAGGCCUGGGUUCCUGGGAUCCCUCUGAUCAUUCAGUCCAGCUGGUUCAUCCUCCAUGUCCACUGUCCUCGGCACUAGUUCUUGGUGCAGGCCCUGGGCAUCCCCAUGCAGCAGGGGUUUGGCUUUCGUUCCUCUCCCCAGAAACAUACAGCCCCCUCAGUGUGGCUCUGAGCUUGCUGGCCAUGGUGUGCAGGCUGCGCUUUCCUGGCUCCGGACUGCAGCGUAUCACCAAGCUCCCCCCAGCCCAAUGGCGAGAGGGCGCGAGUGGGCACCCCUGGCGAGACCAACUCUACCCCCUCCCUCUGGGUCUGAGCGACACGCUAAGGCCUUUCUGGGAGGAGGGAGAGAAUCCAACCAGUGUUAGCUAUUGGGCAGACUAGAUGGAAGCCAGCAGCUGAAAGCAGCCCCAGCAAUGCCUCUCCCACAGCAGCUCUUGGGGAGCAACUCCCCAUGAAAUGAACAGCAUCCUCCUGCCUAGACACUACACUGGCCCCUUCCUAUUUCCAGCCGCAGGUGCUCUCUUCUCCAGCCGUCGGGCCUGCAUGCUCCUUAGCUUGAGAGAGGAGCUGGCUGCUGCUUGUCAAGUCCCACCGUGGGCGUUGGGGUGCUCAGCUUCCCUCCUUCCCUGCCCCCAAAGCUCCAGCAGCUCAGCAAAGCCCUGGCAGCAUUGCACUUUGCUUCUCCCCUACGCUGUGGAUGCCGGUACCUUCUCUGCCAUCCCUUCCCGAAGCGGAGCGAGCCAGCUGGAAUGUACCAUAUCUCAGUUCUUCCUGUUUUCUGAACUAGUUUUAUAAAUUCUCCAGGCUGAUUGCAGAAAUCCCAUUGGAAACGGGGAGCAACUCAGAGCCAGCGUGUUCUGUACUCAGAGGAAACCCAGAGCCGCAGGGGAUAGACAAUGUACAUAAGGAAUAAAUGGCUGGGAAUCCAAUGGACUUUUUACAGUGUAAUAAAUGUCCUGUAAAUGAA